GAGUAACUACUUGUUCUUCGUUGUGAGAUCCGAUGGCGAUAAACGGCUAAUUUAAAAAAAAUUUUCUCUAUUACAGUCUGUACCCCCUGUGAUAGAGCUCGCACGAUUGGCUAGCCUGAAGAAUAAACGUCAGUAAACGCAGUUAUGUACCGUCAUGGCGACGCUGCCGCCGCGGAAAAAUCCGACUCCUACGAAAAUUUCGAAACAGCAUUUGACACCGUUGCAAACGCUCCUGCAGUUGGGUUUCCCAAAACACCGAGCGGAAAGGGCAUUAGCUGCAACAGGAUAUCGUGGUGUGCAAUUAGCAUCAGAUUGGCUGCUGGCACAUGUGAGGGAUCCAACUUUGGAUUCUGAUAUACAGCGGCAAUAUGUUCUGUAUGCUUGUCCGACAGGAUCAUUAGCUGAACAGCUCGAGCUGUUUUGGUCAGAAAGUAAAGAUCUAGGAUGGAACGGUGCUCACAGCUUUAUACCACAUAUUACCCUCAUCUCCUUCUUCGAUGCCCCUGACGAAUGUACGGAAGAAUUAGUUAAUGCUCUUGAGAAUGUGGUUCGUCAGGAUGGAUUACAUGAACAUAUCGAGCUAGAGACAUAUGUGUCGCCUAAUUUUAUGGGCCUUUUCGUUAAAGAUGUAAACGCGGAAGGACUGAAAAACAUUGCUGUUCGCUAUGCCAAUAAAAUCAACGCUCUAGGUAUCACUGCCGAACCGCAAAUAAAGUCUCUGCAUCUUACGCUGGCUUACCAGUUUCCCAGCAAUUUAUUCCAGUCCCUUCGCUCGAUGGUCGAGAAACUAAGGCCGAACACGUCGGCCAACUGGGAGCUUAGAUUAUACUCGAGGGAUUCAAGAUUACAGAAUUUGCAUGUACACAAAGUGACGCACGCCCAUGUGUCCCGGGAACACGACGAAUUAGAAUUAAGAGUAGGAGAUUACAUAUACGUUCCAGAGGGAGCGUGUAGCGCAUCCACGGAUGGCUGGGUAGAGGGUAUCUCUUGGUUGACCGGAAUAUCGGGUCAUUUUCCGUUGAAUCACACCAAGAGGACUGCAGAAUCGGACUCGUGGACAUUGCAUACUACUGUGCCGAUUAUUGACAACAAAUGCGAGAGCGCGGAAGAGGAGGAGAUCCCGAAAGUCAGAAGACCACCGCCGGUUCUGUCUCCGAGCGAUUCCGUGGAUACACCUGAUGGAAUUCCCAUCGCCGACGAGCCAAUGGCAGCAUCAGAAGCAUCUCAAGCACCGUCCAGAGAAAUCUUCAUAUGUCGGCACGGCGAGAGAGUGGAUUUUACUUUCGGCACAUGGAUACCGUAUUGUUUCGAAUCGAACGGUUCCUAUGUGCGCCGUGACUUGAAUAUGCCCAAGGAAGUACCAUCCAGGAACAUCCAGGACUUUCAAAAUGACAGCCCGUUGACCACCGUAGGUGAGAUGCAGGCGAGUUUGGUAGGUGAGGCCAUGAAAUCGUCGAGUAUUAAGAUUGACGUGGCUUUCACGUCACCGUCAUUGCGUUGCGUUCAGACGCUCGCCCAUAUUCUAAAGGGAUUCGAGUCUGAUAUUCCGAUCAAAGUAGAGCCAGGUCUGAUAGAAUGGUUGGCAUGGUAUCCGAAUGGCAUACCUGUCUGGAUGACUUCCGAGGAGUUGGUGAAGGCGGGUUUCAAUGUGGAUCUUGAUUACGAUCCGAUUGUAAAAGCUAAGGAGCUUCCUCCAAAAGAGAACGCCGCGCAGUAUUAUGAACGGAGUUACGAGUUGAUCAAAAAGAUCAUAGAGAAUACAGUUGGUAAUAUUUUAAUAGUGGCGCAUGCAGCUUCCUUAGCAGCUUGCACCAGACAAUUGACCGGUGGUAGGAUACCCCCGGCAGCCGAAGUAACUAGAUUAGUUCAAAGGGUACCUUAUCUGGCAUGCUUAUCUGCGCGUCAAAGUAUUGACGGCUGGCAGCUCCAUCCUCCUCCCUUUCCACCGAUUACUCAUACCAGCAAUAGUAGAUUUGAUUGGAAGGUUCUAAUGUAAUAAUGUUGCACGCGAGGUUCUAAUGUAAUAAUGUUUAGCUUUUGUUGAGGAAAACAUUUUACACAAAACCUAUAUAUAUACAAAAGACUGUUAUAAUACAAUGAAUUUUUAUGCAAGGCUGUUCCCAAUGUCAAUGACACUGAAACAACAGUAUUCCAACGAAUCAAAAAAAAAAAAACAAAAGUUAUGGAAGAA
Formica exsecta is the source of this 2191-nucleotide messenger RNA. RefSeq names its product protein UBASH3A homolog (gene Epp). The record is from RefSeq and is a predicted model, not a curated record. The coding region runs from base 155 to 1996 and encodes 613 amino acids. Lineage: Eukaryota; Metazoa; Arthropoda; Insecta; Hymenoptera; Formicidae. The transcript is spliced from 4 exons. Gene Ontology annotation, molecular function: protein binding.